AGAGAGGAGAGAGGAAGUCCGGGACGACGUUCAAAGUAGUGUCUCUUCUCACUAGUCAGUGUCACUGUAAAUGUGAGCUUCAAUUUCAAAUUCCCAUGGAAAUUGCUUCGCUUUCGAUACCAAAAUUGAGAAUUAUAUAGCUCAUAAUCCUACUAUUGCAUCUACAUACACGUAUAUAUAACAUUAGGGUUUGAGGAGGAGGAGGAGGAGAUGGCGACAGUGGCAUCCAUCUCUUCUAUGACUUCAUGGACCCCUGAAGACGACCUUCUGUUGAAGAAUGCUGUCGAGGCCGGUGCUUCUCUUGAAGCACUUGCCAAAGGGGCUGUGCAAUUUUCCCGCAGAUUUAAUUUUCAAGAACUGCAAGCCCGGUGGCAUUCUCUGCUCUAUGAUCCUGAUAUCUCAGCUCAAGCUUCUGCUGGCAUGGUUGAGCUUGAACUCUCUGGCUCCAAUUUGUCAUCAAAACUUAGUGGAUCAGACUAUUCCAAAGGAUGUAAGGAUGUCCCUGAGAAGAGGAAAAUUGGAAGCAUUCGCAGACAAUAUUUUUCCAUGCGAAAGAGACUUCGAAAUGAAAUUUUAAAUUCUAAUGAUAUGGGUGUUCUGGCUGAACCCAAUUUCCGUGACUGCAGUGGAAAUGGAUGUGAUUUUCAAGACCACAUAACACUUGAUAAUGAGCCUCGGAGUGGAGAUUGUAUGCUUGGUGAUUGUAUCCCAAAUCAUUUUGAACUGCAGGAGAUGGACUUUGAUAUCCUGCAUAAUGCUUUUCCAGAAGCAAUGAGGGAUAUUGUUGACACCGCUGCUGUCAGUCAUAAUGGUAAUGCAUUUCAUACUAGAUGCCUCAGGCCCACUGAAGACAAUAGUCCAAAUGGAGUUGGGGGAAAAGAUUGUUUAUAUGGUUUCUCGGAGGAUGUUUCCUCCUCAAAAAGAAAAGAUGGCAGGGGUUCCUUCGAGCUGAAAAUUGAACAUGAAGAUACUCAUCCUCUGGAUGAUAAUUCAAUUACCUUUCUUAAAUGUGAGGGUGUGGAGGAACUUGGCCCAUCACAAGAGCUCCCCAUAAGAAAGCAUUUUGAAACCGAUGAUUCUGAGGUGAAGCUUUUUUCUCAUUUUGAUUCCGUGAAUGAUAAUCCCCAAAAUGUUUGUUCUGGACUUGGAGGAAGGCAGCAGGUCAACUCAUCUGAUUCGGAAGGCAGUGCUUCACUUAACAGAAUGGGAUUGUCAUCUCCCCUGCCUAGUCUGCCCAUUUGGAAAACAAUGGAUGACAUUUCAGCACCUACUAUGCCAGUCAGUGUGAGCCAGGGGGUCUCAAUUCAGGGUGCUGAAGAGACGUCAUCACUUCCCGAUGAUGGUGAUGGAAAGAAGAAAACACCAUUAGGAUCUAAUAUUGUACAGCCUCUAUUGAGAGAUAGACACUAUGGUGUUGACUUUGUUAAUUCAACAGCUGUCUCAGAGGGUGAUGAAUUUCAAGAUAUCUCUGGUUCACUUUUGAACUUUUCAAAAGAGGAUGAGCUUCUUUUAGUGCGUGUAGAUGAGAUAGACGCAAUGGAUAAGUCUUGCUAUGAUAAUACCAAUUCAGUGCUACUGAGUUCUCCUAAUGAGGUUCAGGUGGCUGAUGUAUGCAAUGUUGAGCCUAAGUCAUCCUUAGGUUCAAAACCUUUCCUUGCGACUCCUAGUGGUGCAUGUCCAUCGGAGUCGGAAAAUAUUGCUCCCUCUGUUCAUGUUAAUCAGCAAAAAUUUUAUCAUUCAGAGAUCGGUGUGCCAUCAACAUCAGCGGUGAAUCCUGAUACUCGUGAAAUUAGUGAUGCAAAUACUAACUGCACGUUGAACACCGAAGAUCCAGAUAUCCCAUGCAAUGAUGAUAUUUUCUUGCUUAUCCACCCUUCAACAUUGUUUGCUUCCUCUGAAACACAACCGUUCACCAUAGAUUCUUCUGACCCAGCUUCUUCCUCUGCUAAUCAAAAGGAUAGUGAGCAAAGGCAAAACUUGAUGAAGAAAGGGAGAGAUCCUGCUCACAGUUUUACAUGGUCCCAGAGGAUUGUGCCAAACAUGUCAGAAUUUGCUCCAGGCCACCGACUUGCUGGCUGUGCAGUCAAAUCAGAGUUGCCCGAUGCUAACCACCUCUCUCUGCUAGCCCCGAGAGACCCAAGUCAAUGCAGAUCAGUGUGUGCAAUUCCAAACUCUACCACAGAUGGAGUGCGAGAGGAAGUUGUUGCAAAAACUGAAAUGAGGUUGGUAGACACCCUAACUACGUUUAGGGAAAUGCCAUUACAAGCAGAAGUAUGUGCAGUCAAAACAGGGCUUCAAGAAUCAGUGGUAAACCCUUCAACAUCGAAUCAAGAAGAAUCUGAGAGUGACAAUGAAGUACCUUCUUUUUCAGAUAUUGAAGCUAUGAUACUUGAAAUGGACUUUGAGCCACAUGAUCAGGAUUCAUAUAUUAGUCGCAUAGUCUCUAGGUAUGAAUAUGAGGGAACUAAGAGGACAAUCAUUAGGUUGGAGCAAUGUGCUCGUUCUUCUUUGCAAAGAGUCAUGACAUCUCAAGGUGCCCUUGCCAUUUUGUAUGGCCGCCAUCUGAGGCAUUACAUCAGGAAGUCUGAGGUCUUACUUGGAAGAUCAACAGAUGAAAUCGAUGUUGAUAUUGAUUUAAGAAAAGAAGGUCGUGCUAACAAAAUAUCUAGACGACAGGCAAUUAUCAAGAUGGAAACUGAUGGCUCUUUCUUUUUAAAAAAUCUUGGGAAGAGUUUAAUAUCGGUGAAUGGCAAAUCAGUUGCUACUGGACAGUUGCUGAGUCUGGCUUCAAGUUGUUUGAUCGAGAUAAAGGGAAUGAGUUUCGUGUUUGAAAUCAACGAAAAAUAUGUGAGGGGAUACUUGGAUAACAUUGCCAGAAAAUGCAAAGUAAAGAACAGCAAUUUUGAAUGGUCACCUGAGGGUGAACCAUGAGUGGAGGAGGAAUACUACUGUCAAAAGGUGCUUUCUAUUUUCAGUUUUUUUUUUUGGGGGUAAGUAAUCAGUCUUUUAUACAAGUUUAUAUUAUCAAAGGAAGCAUCCAUAUGCCGCCUACUAGUAGAAUGUGUAGAUAGAAUAUGUUUUAUGUAUAUAAAUUUUAAUCAUUCAGCUCUGGCCAGCGACAUGUGAUUAUGUCCUUUGUUUUCCUUUUCUGUGCCGUUUUUUUCCUGUUGUUAGGACUCAACUGGCC
This is a messenger RNA of Ilex paraguariensis (yerba mate), 3187 nucleotides long. NCBI's taxonomy places the organism in Eukaryota, Viridiplantae, Streptophyta, Magnoliopsida, Aquifoliales, Aquifoliaceae. The record is from the annotation of a GenBank genome assembly.